AUGGAGGCUAUUCAGCAGGAUAUGGAGCCGUUUUGGACAGAAAUGAAUGCUUUGCGGUCAGUGAUCAACACAACGGACGUAGAUCCAGCUUGUAGAGGAGCCUGUAAGAAGGCACUUGAAGCCAACGCCUGCGGCAGUAAUCCAUGGCAAAACCCACAUCUGGAAGGAUUUCGUGCCGAAGCGCUUGAGUAUCUCCGUAAAGAGAAGGAAGGGUACAUGACAACAAACAUUCUGUACCAAUUUUGGAUCCAAGAGGCGUCAAAGAACCGCAAGUUGUGCGAAACUCAAGAGCAAGUGCUACAGGGUAUUUUCGAGAGUCACAACGAAGAAACAGCCAAGUUACGUAGCAACAUGGAGGCUAUUCAGCAGGAUAUGGAGCCGUUUUGGACAGAAAUGAAUGCUUUGCGGUCAGUGAUCAGCACAACGGACGUAGAUCCAGCUUGUAGAGGAGCCUGUAAGAAGGCACUUGAAGCCAACGCCUGCGAGCUUGCCAAACAAGUGGACGAGACAAAGUCGAAAUACGCUGACUUUGAAAAGCAAGAAGCGAAGUUGCGAGAAGAGCUAAAAUACGCCAAGGAACAGCAGAAGGAGCUGCAGUCAAUGCAGAAGAAAGAGCUAAAGAAACAGAAGAACAAUUUGGGCAAAAAGUGCACGAAAAUGAAGAGCUAG
Molecule: messenger RNA, 669 nt
Organism: Peronospora farinosa
Lineage: Eukaryota; Oomycota; Peronosporomycetes; Peronosporales; Peronosporaceae
Source: the annotation of a GenBank genome assembly